AUGGAAUCAGAGAUUUCCGCUGUCCUUCCCUCCAUUGACCCGACCAUCACUGACUACUCUGUUGGAUUUCUCACCCAUGCCUCUACGUCCACCUCUCCCGAGGCGGAUAUCGAAUUCGCUGAAGCCAUUAGUGCCGUAACCUCCAUACUUCUUGACGCGGCGCCACCAUCCGUUUCCGAGGAUUCUAUCACGGCCCUAAUAGAUAAGCUCGUCGCUCAGCUCAAUGCUGCCCACGGCGAGAAUCGAAAAGCCUUUUCUGGCCGGGCCAAAAAGCUCGAUCAAACAAUCCACAUGGCCUCCCAGAAGAACAUCUCCUCUACAAUGGGUUUAGUAGGUGGCUCCGUCGAUAUCGACGCAGUGGGGACGAGAAAAGUUGAGAGUAAGGUGGACAAGAAGAAGCUCGAGAAGGCGGAGCGGAAGAUCAAGGCGAAGCAGGAUAAGAAAGUGAUGAAGAACGUGACUUAUGAGGCAUCAAAAUUAAUUGCUACCGAUGAGCAACAGUCUUACGACGACUUCUACAUGGCCGUCAAUCCACUUCAGCUCGGGCAGAGUUCGCAGGGCAAGAGCAAGGACAUCAAGAUUGACAAUGUGGACGUCCAGAUCGGUGGGAAGAGGAUUUUGUCGGAUACUACACUUACAUUGGCCUAUGGGAGGCGAUAUGGUCUUGUUGGGCAGAACGGUAUUGGUAAAUCUACGUUGCUUAGAGCGCUGUCGAGGCGUGAAGUGGCUAUCCCUACACAUAUUACCAUUUUACACGUAGAGCAAGAGGUUAGUUUGUAUCAAAAGAUAUUGCUCAAGGGUUUGGUGUGUUAACUUUUCCUUCCCCGAAAGAUCAUGGGUGAUGACACUCCGGCACUUCAAGCCGUGCUCGACGCCGACGUGUGGCGAAAACAUCUCCUUGCAGAGCAAGACCGUAUCACAAGUGAACUUAAGAUGCUCGAGAGCAAGCCCGACCCGAUCACCAUCACCGCAAGCCAGGGAUUCCCGAACGAAGAGCGCGACGAACUGGACUCUCUUCUGUCGGAAGUCCACGCCAAACUCGCCGAGAUUGAAUCUGACAAGGCGGAGCCCAGGGCGGCAUCCAUUUUAGCAGGGUUAGGGUUUUCGGCGGAACGACAGCAGGACCCUACCAGAACCUUCUCCGGAGGUUGGAGGAUGAGGUUGGCAUUGGCCCGUGCCCUCUUCUGUAAGCCGGAUCUUCUGCUUCUGGAUGAGCCGUCGAACAUGUUGGACGUUCCGUCGAUCACCUUCUUGUCCGAAUAUCUGCAGGAUUAUGCCUCCACAAUCCUGGUCGUGUCUCACGACAGGGCCUUCCUGAAUGAGGUUGCGACUGACAUCAUCCAUCAGCACUCUGAGCGUCUUGAUUACUACAAGGGUGGCAACUUUGACUCGUUCUAUGCUACCAAGGAGGAGCGACGAAAGACUGCUAAGAGGGAGUAUGAGAACCAGAUGGCGUACAGGAGGCAUCUGCAGUCCUUUAUCGACAAGUUCCGAUAUAAUGCGGCCAAGAGCAGUGAAGCCCAGAGUAGGAUUAAGAAAUUGGAAAAGCUGCCGGUUUUGGAGCCCCCCGAGGAUGAGUAUAGCGUUGUGUUCAAGUUCCCGGACGUGGAGAAGUUGAGUCCCCCCAUCAUCCAGAUGCAGAAUGUAUCGUUUUCGUAUACACCUGGGAAGCCUAUUGUCGAGAAGGUGGAUCUGGAUGUUCAGUUAGAUUCGCGAAUUGGUAUUGUGGGGCCUAAUGUGGGUGCUGGGAGAUCGAUCUGCAGUGGUGGAGCUGUAUGGUGCUGACAUAAAUGUAGGGUGCUGGUAAAACUACCGUUUUGAAACUGCUCAUUGGGCAGCUUGUCCCAUCAAGCGGGCUGUAGGGCAACUAUUCACCCUAAAUUUGCACAGGAAAAAGAAUGGCCUAACGAUACCCCUAGCAUCACCCAGAACCCCCGUCUCCGAAUCGGCUUCUUCGCCCAGCACCACGUCGAUGCCCUCGACCUGAACACCAGCGCGGUAGCCUUCUGCGCAAAGUUGUUCCCGGGAAAAACUGACGAAGAGUACCGCCGCCACCUCGGCGCCUUCGGCAUAACCGGGACAACAGGCCUCCAAAAGAUGGGCCUCCUCUCCGGAGGUCAAAAGUCCCGUGUGGCAUUCGCCUGCCUCUCUCUGACAAACCCGCACAUCCUCGUCCUCGACGAGCCCUCCAACCACUUGGACGUGGAAGCCAUGGACGCGCUCUCCGAUGCGCUGGGAAAUUUCCACGGAGGCGUGCUCAUGGUCUCGCACGAUGUCACGAUGCUCGCUAACGUGUGCACGCACUUGUGGGUGUGCGACAAUGGGAGCGUGGAGAGCUUUCCGGGGGAUAUCAAGGCUUAUAAGAAGAGGAUCAUUGAACAGGCUAAUGCUGCGGGGGUGGUUAAGCAUCAUUAAGUUACUGGGGGUGGUGGAUUGCAGGCAGUCUAGAGGGCCGAGGUGCCCAUCACAAUCUUGUACGAGUACGGUACUUGAUCUCACACAAUGACGCAUGGGGAGCCUUAUGAAGAAGCCGUGUAGUUCUCACACCAUAGCGUAAUCCCAUCCAGUCUUUGUCCCACCCGUAGGAAAUACCAGAAUCUCAAUAAUAUUUUAUCUUCAUUCCCUC
Messenger RNA from Tuber aestivum (summer truffle), 2626 nucleotides. Lineage: Eukaryota; Fungi; Ascomycota; Pezizomycetes; Pezizales; Tuberaceae. The record is from the annotation of a GenBank genome assembly.